AUGGGAUCUAAACUAUCGUGUAUUUCUAAACAGAAUGAGGGGGAUGGGAAAAUACCCAAACAGAAGAAACCUAAGACACUGACAGAAAAGAAAGUAACCAGUGAGAAAGUUGCAGUCACAACGAAAGUCAUUGAAGAUAAACCUGAACCAGUUGAGACAGUAACAACAGAAGCAGCAGCAACAGCAGACUCUGUUAGCAAUCAUAUUGUACCAGUGGAGAGUGGAACUGUUGAAGAAACUGUUAAAUUACGUUCACAUAUAAGCAUAUUGGAACCAGCUCCAUUGAAUUACAAACUGCCUGAUCCAUUACCAUCGAUGUCAAUCAAUAUUUCAUCAGAUUGUAUUAAACCAAAUCUAGACAAAUCUAAAUUUGUCUCACAAUUAAUUAUUAAUAAAGCAACUCCAAUUGAUAGUCAUAUUGCUCAACCAGUUGAUUUAGAAGCUCGUGAAUUAGCUAAAGGUAUAGCUAAACCAGCUAAUUGGUCAGAUUUAUAUUGGGCAUUAAUUGGUAAACGUAAUCUACUCACUGAUGAAGUUAAAGUUAGAGCAUUAUUCUCAUGGUUAUGUUCAAUACCAGUUGGUGAAAUACCAUUUUUAACCUAUGAAGAAAUUCAACAAGCAGAAAAAGAUGGUGUACAAUAUGCUAAAGAGGCUUUAACCAAUAAAAGUUUAAAAUUGAAAUCGAUUCACCAGAAUAUAUUCUGA
Heterobilharzia americana is the source of this 705-nucleotide messenger RNA. The record is from the annotation of a GenBank genome assembly. Lineage: Eukaryota; Metazoa; Platyhelminthes; Trematoda; Strigeidida; Schistosomatidae.